UUUCCUGAAUUAAGUUUGAAUACAAUUGGUCUUUGAGUGUGGAAUGGCUCCUAGCAGUCUAUCAGUCAGUGGUUUCUCUUUGUGGUCACACUCUAUGUUUAUUCUGGAGACUACAGCAUGGAAAGAAAAUGGACUUUGGAGUCAGAUGAAUCUUGAUUCAGAUUUGGCAGUGCCACUAAGCAGCUCUAUGGCACUGAGCACAUCAGUGGACCACUCUCUGAUCCUCAAUUGCCUUAUCUGUAAAAUGAGAUGACACACCCCUGCUCAGGGCUAUGGUAGGAUUAGAUAUGAUAUGUGUAAGACAGCUUUCCCAGGGCCUGGUACAUGCUGUGUCCAAGAAGAAGUUACAAAUGUUGCUAAGUCACCCUGCUAAGUCCCUCUGCACAUCCAAUGCUGGACUCUUCAUGCCCAAGGAAACAUACAGGACACAAAAUUCAGUGGCACCCGGCUCAGCAGAUGAAAGCACAGGAAGGAGAUGGGGGGUCCUGGCCCCCCCUUUGUUCUUGGGGCCAGGCUUGUGGACAGCCUGGAAAGACUGACAUGAACCCUCCAGCAUCUGGGGGUGCCAACCACCAAGAGCAGCACAGCUCUUGUCUACAAGCCACUUAUAGCAGGUGUGAACAUUUCAUCUUUCCUCUGUGGUUUGCAACUCUCCCCCCAGGUCUCGGUCACUUCCUUUGGUUGUACUUCACUUUUCUUCUAGCCUGCAAUUCCCUCAUCUUUCCUCUAUGAUGACAUCGCCCUGGGGAAGAGAGAUUGAGAGAAACUCCUCACUCAGCUAGCUUCAGGAGCCAUGACAUCAUCUUUACCAUGGAAAUUCCACUCACUCUGCUGAGCCCCCACAUUUGUCCCAGGCCUCACAGUCCUUAUAAAAAGAUUCCCAACUUAGUAUCAGCACAGGACACAGCUGGGUUCUGAAGCUUCUGAAUUCUGUAGCCUCACCUCUGAGAAAACCUCUCUUCCACCAACACCAUGAAGCCGUGCGUGACUGUCCUGUCUCUCCUCGUGCUAGCAGCUGCCUUCUGCUCUCCAGCACUCUCAGCACCAAUGGGCUCAGACCCUCCCACCUCCUGCUGCUUUUCUUACACCAUGAGGAAGCUUCCUCGCAACUUUGUGGUAGAUUACUACGAGACCAGCAGCCUCUGCUCCCAGCCAGCUGUGGUAUUCCAAACCAAAAGAGGCAAGCAAGUGUGCGCUGACCCCAGUGAGACCUGGGUCCAGGAGUAUGUGUAUGACCUGGAACUGAACUGAGCUGUUCAGAGACAGGAAGUCUUCAGGGAAGGCCACCUGAGCCUGGAUGCUUCUCCAUGAGACGCAUCUCCUCCACACUCAGGACUCCUCUCCGCAGCUCCUGUCCCUUCUCUGAAUUUAAUCUUUUUUAUGUGUUAUGUUAUUGUAUUAGGUGUUAUUUUCAUUAUUUAUAUUUGUUUAGCCAAAGUGUCUCCUAUGGGGAUGGUCCACCGUCACUGUUUCUCUGCUGCUGCAAAUACAUGGAUAACACCGUUAAUUCCGUGUAUUUUCAUAAUAAAACUUUAAAAUAAAAUGCA
This is a messenger RNA of Piliocolobus tephrosceles (Ugandan red Colobus), 1547 nucleotides long. RefSeq names its product C-C motif chemokine 4-like. Lineage: Eukaryota; Metazoa; Chordata; Mammalia; Primates; Cercopithecidae. Gene Ontology annotation, biological process: positive regulation of cell migration; antimicrobial humoral immune response mediated by antimicrobial peptide; positive regulation of GTPase activity. The coding region runs from base 973 to 1251 and encodes 92 amino acids. Gene Ontology annotation, cellular component: extracellular region. The transcript is spliced from 3 exons. Gene Ontology annotation, molecular function: chemokine activity; CCR chemokine receptor binding. The record is from RefSeq and is a predicted model, not a curated record.